Messenger RNA from Anthostomella pinea, 699 nucleotides. Lineage: Eukaryota; Fungi; Ascomycota; Sordariomycetes; Xylariales; Xylariaceae. The record is from the annotation of a GenBank genome assembly.
AUGAAGAACUUUGCCGAUGACUUCGCUCGUCAGACCAACCUGCUCAUUGGAGAGUCGGCUCCGUUUGGCAAUGGUCCUGGCCCUUCGAUGCAAGCUCUUGUCGCCAGUCUCGACGGCACCGAUCGCCAACUUGGCGACCCCUUGCCCGUCCCCGAGGAGAAGAAGGAGCGUAAGAAGCAUGGACCGAUAUUCCGCACGACGGAUUCUUCAAUGGUAUCAUCGUCUACCAUUAUAGACAUGCCGUACGAUAUUAAGAUCUCCGAAUGGGACCGAUGGGUUUAUCUGUACAACAUGCUCUUCAACCUGGAGAGUUCGAUCAGGCUUCUCAAGUACCAAGAGGAGCAUAAAGACGAGGAAGGGGUCAACGUAAAGGACAUUCUUUGGAAUAAGCAUUACUACGAGCCGGGCCCUGCCUGGCUACUUGCUUAUAUCGAGGCCGUUUCUUUUGUUGAGACCGAGGAAGAGAUGGGCGUGCGACUGGCGCAGCACCUGCGCCAGAGAAAAAAGAAGCAGCGCGAGUACGUCGCCGCCCGGGAGAAGAAGGAACGUCAAUACCUUGGACGACAAUUCCAGCUCCGCCAGAAAAUGAAGAAUAUCGGCAAAUUCAUCAAGAUUGACCUUGAUACCAAUGGUCUCCAGCGCCUUCAAGUUGAGAACGAUGACCUGCGCGGCCAGGUCGAAGGUCAGAAGCGUGCCUAG